GAAGGAAAGGGCGUCCCAGUUUGCAAAACAGAGCAAUGUUCCAUUACCCGAUUUGCUUGGAAAAAGUGGAUGCAUAAUAAGAUGGGAAUCCCAUCCAAAGCAAGCAGCGGCGUUUACGGACCGAGAGAUCCGAGAUUGCAAGUUAAGAUUACAAUUCCAGCAAGAAACUUUCCCUGACAGAUCGCUGCAAACAAAGAAACAAAAAACGCAGGCAAGGAACGGAAUAUGAGUGAUGAGGCCUUGGAGUGCAAAUAUUCCCAUUGGCCACGAGGGAGCCGCUUGCUGUGCUGAGGUAGGCAAAAGCGCUCUCGGCGACAAGUGUCCCCUCCCAUGAUUAGGCCGCACCAGCAAUACCCUGAGGUCCAGCACAGCAUAUACCCCCCAUUGUACUGCUAGCACCAGUUUGGUGGCUCCUCCUUCUGCCGCCAAGAUAAAUGGAGAAAGAAAAGAAAGGAAUACUGCAGGCAGCUUAGAAUAGGAAGGCACGCCAAAACCCCACCAAUCCUAUGCCCCGCCAAAUGGCGAAUCUGCUCUCCUCGCGACGGCCGCCUCCAGCUCGGACGCUGGCUUUGCUUGCUUUGGACAGCCCACACAAUUAACCACCUCGCUCGUCCAAAGCAUCCAAUCCAACCUCAACCUCCUCCUCCUUGUAGUUGCAGACUUGCCCUGCCCCGCCCAGCUGCCAGGACCAGGACCAGGACCAGGACUAGUAUAUAAACAUCCUAAGCACAACCCAUCACACCAAAGCGCAAGGUGUGGGUGCUACCGCUCGCCCGCAUCCCAAAUUCCAAUUGCGUCCACUCGGAGUCGGAAACAACAACCCAACCAGACACACCACACGCCACCGCUCACCAUUCUUGCGGCGCUCGGCGGCGGCUGCAAGAAUGGGCGUCGCGGAGUGGACGCGCGGGCCGGCGAUCGGCAGGGGCUCCUCGGCCACGGUGUCGAUCGCCGUCGACCGCCGCACCGGCGGGGUCCUCGCGGUCAAGUCCGUGGCCGCCGACCGGGCCGCCGAGCUGCGGCGCGAGCGGGGCAUCCUCCGCGGCCUCAGCUCGCCGCACGUCGUGCGCUGCCUGGACGCCGAGGACAGGAGCGGCGGCGGCCUCGACAUGCUCAUGGAGUACGCGCCCGGCGGUUCGCUGGCGGACGAGAUCAGGCGGUGCGGCGGCCGGUGCGCCGAGGCCCUCGUCCGGUCCCGCGCGCGCGACAUCCUGCUCGGGCUGGCGCACGUGCACGCCGCCGGCGUCGCGCACUGCGACGUCAAGGGCCGCAACGUGCUCAUCGCCUCCGACGGCCGCGCCCUGAUCGCCGACUUCGGGUGCGCGCGCCGGACGGGCGGCGGCAUUGCCGGCGAGGAGCGGCAGCGGCCGACGGGCGGCACGCCGAUGUUCAUGGCGCCCGAGGCCGCGCGGGGCGAGGAGCAGGGCCCGGCCGCGGACAUAUGGGCGGUCGGAUGCACCGUCAUCGAGAUGGCCACCGGCGCCGCCCCCUGGCAGCGGUUCGCCAGCCCCGUCGCGACGCUGCACCACGUCGCGUUCUCGGGCGAGGCGCCGGAGUUCCCCCCGUGCCUGUCGGACCAAGGCAAGGACUUCCUGGCGAGGUGCCUGCGGCAGGACCCCAGGGAGCGGUGGACGGCAGAGCAGCUGCUGGAGCACGAGUUCGUGGCCGCCGCCGGCACCGCCUCGUCGUCCAAUUCCGCGCCAGGGAUCACCGAGAAGGCCACGUUCGUGUCCCCGAAGAGCGUCCUCGAUCAGGCCCUGUGGGAGGACGACGACGACACGACGGCAGACACCAGCGAUCCCACGGACAGGGUGCGCGCGCUGGCCGCGGGCGCGCCGGCCGUGCCGGACUGGACCUGGGACGCGAGCUGGAUCACGGUCCAGGCAGGCCCCAGCGGCGGCGCCGAUGAAGAGCCAGCAAUGUCGCCGGAGGUGGGCACGGACGCCGACAGCAGCGACUCUUCCAUGGGCGGCUCCGCCGGGCGUGCGGCCGCCGCAGAGGCGGGGGCCUCGAGCAGCCACCAGGCGUCGCAUGCCAAUGGCGAUCGUUACGAUGGCACGGGCAGCUGUAACGGCGAGCGCAGCGAUGAUGGUGAUCACGUGGUUAGCGAUUGUAGCACCGUUCCAAUCACAAGCAAUGGAUUCUUUUCCGAUACCACGUCCCGUUUCGCUUGUCCCAGCCCCAGCCAAGCUGGCCGGCCCGGCCCGUUUACAGUACCGCUCCUACGACCUUUCUCCCGCUGUUGUUCUUGCUGUCAUUCGCUUCCCGCCUCGCCAGCCAUUAUUAGCAGGAGUGAGUGGUACUCGAAAUCCAACUUAACACAGCUAGCGCGAAUGCCAGCCAACGAUCCUCGCCAGUUGGCAUGGCGCACAUUGUGGAGGAGGGAAUGCGCAUCGAUCGGGCGAUUUUUUCCUUUGGUCGGUCAUGUAUCACGCGUGACUGGCGAUUGGGUUAGUGGUGGUUACGCCGCGCGCCGCGGUACGGCCGGCGAGGCUGGUUUGGUUAGUUAUGAGGCGGCGACGUCGGGUGUGAGUGGCAUCGUCGCCGGCGGGGCCCGUCGGGCGCGCGGGGAUGGUUUCGGUUUGUUCGACGUGGCCGCCGCUGGCUCGCGAGCUAGCUCCGUCGGGUGGAUGCGGUCCAUCCCUCCACCAAUUGGCAGCCCGUGACAGGGACGCUUGUAUGAGCACGCAGGGUACCUAACUCGCCGCAUGCACGUUUGGCACGCGCCGUCGGCACCGUGUCGGGCUCACUUUCCGCCAUGCGGUUCU
Messenger RNA from Aegilops tauschii subsp. strangulata, 2768 nucleotides. Its product is annotated as mitogen-activated protein kinase kinase kinase 18. NCBI's taxonomy places the organism in Eukaryota, Viridiplantae, Streptophyta, Magnoliopsida, Poales, Poaceae. Gene Ontology annotation, molecular function: protein kinase activity; ATP binding. The record is from RefSeq and is a predicted model, not a curated record. Gene Ontology annotation, biological process: protein phosphorylation; signal transduction.